This is a messenger RNA of Scomber scombrus (Atlantic mackerel), 1557 nucleotides long. RefSeq names its product UDP-glucuronosyltransferase 2A1-like. Lineage: Eukaryota; Metazoa; Chordata; Actinopteri; Scombriformes; Scombridae. Gene Ontology annotation, molecular function: UDP-glycosyltransferase activity. The record is from RefSeq and is a predicted model, not a curated record. The transcript has a single exon. Bases 13 to 1557 code for a protein of 514 amino acids.
AUCACUCUCUGCAUGCUCUACCCAAGUGUAAUUUAUGGUGGGAAAGUGCUUGUUCAUCCGGUGGACGGCAGCCACUGGGUGAACAUGCAAGUCAUUAUUGAGGAACUACAUUCAAGGGGCCACCAGGUUUCUGUUGUGCGAGCAUCAGACAGCUGGUACAUCAAGGAAAACUCCCCAUUCUAUACUUCAGUUACACUCAAUAUUAAGGGUGGAUUUGAUCAAGACUUUAUAUCUACAUUUGUGGCCCAGUUGUUCGAAAUCCAGAUGGAGGGAAAGUCUGCUUGGACACGUUUUAAACUGGAAAUGGAACAAGGACAAAAGGCUGCUGAGAUGCAUGAGAAAACGUGCGAAAUGCUUGAGAUGCUUUUUGAAGACAAAGAUUUGAUACAGUCUCUACUGGAUGCAAAAUAUGACCUUGUCCUGGCCGAUCCUGCUAUACCAGGGGGGGUUGUGCUUGCCCACUAUCUUAAGCUGCCUCUUGUUUUCAAUGUGAGAUGGACUAGUAACGGUGAAGGCCAUUUUGAAAUUGCACCCUCUCCUCUCUCUUACGUUCCACUAACAGGGACUGUUUUAUCAGAUAAAAUGACCUUUCUUGAGAGACUUGUCAAUGUAAUUGCUUUUGGCUUCACACAGCUUCAAAUUGAGUACUACAUCACACCACUCUAUGCUGGCUUAAUUGAAAAGUAUUUAGGUCCAGAUGUAGACUACCACUCAAUGUUUCAGGCAGCAGACUUGUGGCUCAUGAGAGUGGAUUUUGUGUUUGAGUAUCCUCGUCCCACCAUGCCCAAUGUUAUCUAUAUGGGAGGGUUCCAGUGUAAACCUGCAAAACCUCUGCCUCAACACCUGGAGGACUUUGUCCAGAGUUCAGGGGAACAUGGAGUCAUCAUCAUGUCUCUGGGAACUUUAAUUGCAAAGCUUCCCCAUGUUUUAGUUGAUAAGAUAGCUGCAGCUUUUGCCAAGUUACCCCAGAAAGUCAUCUGGAGGUAUAAAGGUGACAGACCAGCUACUCUGGGCAACAACACUUUACUACUUGACUGGAUACCACAGAAUGACCUGUUAGGACAUCCCAAGAUUAAAGUAUUUGUGGCUCAUGGAGGAACAAACGGUGUUCAAGAAGCAAUCUACCAUGGAGUCCCUAUACUCGGGCUUCCAUUGAUUUUUGAUCAACCUGAUAAUCUAUUAAGAAUCGAAGGAAGAGGAGCAGGGAAGAUAAUUGAUGUGUUUACAAUGAGUGAAGACAUCUUUUUCCAGGGUAUUCAGGAAGUCCUGAACGAGCCCUCCUACAGGAUGAACAUGCAGAGACUCUCCAGGCUGCACAGAGAUAAGCCAGUGAAGCCGCUGGACAACGCCCUCUUCUGGAUAGAGUUUGUCAUGAGACACAAAGGAGCAGCUCACCUGAGAACAGAGUCCUACAAACUGCCCUGGUAUUCCUACCACUCUGUAGAUGUGAUACUCUUCUUAGUUUCGGUCGUGCUGAUUAUUCUCAGUACUUUUGCUGCUUUUAUAAAGUGUCUAUGCUCUAAGCUGUGUCUGAGAACAAAAAAUAAACAUGACUAA